UAAGUAGCUUCUCUCAUUCUCACUCACAAACACACCCAGAAAUCACCAUGGCUCUCCCUCUAAGCUUUUCGCUGCCAACGUUGGCACCAAGAGCGCCUUUGAGCUCCUUCAAGAGACUACCGAGCCGUAUUCCUACAGUGAAAGCCCUAGGAGUGUUCCCAUCCAAGGGAAUAGAUCAUAAGAGGGCCAUCAGAAUUCGACCAUGCUCUGCAUUGGGAGAUCUUACUUCUUCACUCACAAGUGCAGUUACUACUACUGUGGCCGUCGCUGCUGACACCGCGGCCACGGUUGUCGAUACCACAACGACCACCACGACCGAAACCGCAGAAGUAACCAGGGCUGAUUUUCCUGCUGAUUUCAAGUUUGGUUGCGCCACUUCUGCUUUCCAGACAGAAGGAUCUGGAACCGAAGGAGGGAGAGGACCGGCCACAUGGGAUAGUUACAUACAAGAUGCCACAGUAGAUGGCACAGAAAUAGCAGUUGAUUCUUACAACCGCUACAAGGACGAUGUGCAACUGCUGAAGAAUAUGGGAGUGGAUACAUACAGAUUCUCCAUGUCAUGGUCAAGACUAUUGCCUGACGGAACCAUAGACGGUGGAAUAAACCAGGAGGGCAUCGACUUCUACAACAACUUCAUCGACGAACUGAUCGCAAAUGGGAUAACUCCAUUUGUGACACUGUUCCACUUCGACUUGCCCACAGCACUGAACACCAAGUACAACGGUUUCUUGAGCAUUGACAUUGUGGAGGAUUUCAAAGCAUAUGCUGAUUUGUGUUUCAAAACUUUUGGCGAUCGAGUGAAGUACUGGGCUACUAUCAAUGAGCCUCAAGUAUGGGGGCAAUACGGCUUCACUAACACUGCUGCGGAUGCAAACGCUGCCACUGAUCCUUAUGUCUCUUCGCAUAAUGUCAUAUUAGCCCAUGCUACAGCUGCCAAGCUCUACAAGAACACAUACCAGGGUUACCUGAUGUGGGCACUGAUGGACUGCGUGGAGAUGGGAUCUGGCUACGCAGUUCGGUUUGGCCUCAACUACACUGAUUACCUCAAUGACUUGGUCCGAACUCCAAAGAAAUCCGCCGCCUGGCUCAAAGAUUUCUUGGCAUCAACCACUUCCACUUGA
This is a messenger RNA of Fragaria vesca subsp. vesca, 1121 nucleotides long. Its product is annotated as beta-glucosidase 29-like. The transcript has 7 exons. Gene Ontology annotation, biological process: carbohydrate metabolic process. Gene Ontology annotation, molecular function: beta-glucosidase activity. The coding region runs from base 48 to 1121 and encodes 357 amino acids. Lineage: Eukaryota; Viridiplantae; Streptophyta; Magnoliopsida; Rosales; Rosaceae. The record is from RefSeq and is a predicted model, not a curated record.